ACCCUGGUUCUGACCCUGUCCCCCACCCUGUUUCCUGUGCAGAUGAGCAACAAGCGGUCCAACAGCUUCCGCCAGGCCAUCCUGCAGGGGAACCGCCGGCUCUGCAGCAAGGCCCUGCUGGAGGAGAAAGGGCUGAACCUCUCCCAGCGGCUCAUCCGCCACGUGGCCUACGAGACCCUGCCCCGGGAGAUUGACCGGAAGUGGUACUACGACAGCUACACCUGCUGCCCCCCACCCUGGUUCAUGAUCACCAUCACCCUGCUGGAGGUGGCCUUUUUCCUGUACAAUGGAGUGUCGCUGGAUCAGUUUGUGCUGCAGGUGACCCAUCCCCGGUACCUGCAGAACGCACUGGUUUACCACCCACAGCUCCGAGCACAGGCGUGGCGCUACCUGACGUACAUCUUCAUGCACGCGGGGAUAGAACACCUGGGCCUCAAUGUGGUGCUGCAGCUCCUGGUGGGGGUGCCCUUGGAGAUGGUGCACGGAGCAACCCGCAUUGGGCUGGUCUACGUGGCUGGUGUGGUGGCAGGAUCCUUGGCGGUGUCUGUGGCUGACAUGACCGCACCCGUCGUGGGCUCCUCUGGAGGGGUGUACGCGCUUGUCUCUGCCCAUCUGGCCAACAUCGUGAUGAACUGGUCAGGCAUGAAGUGCCAAUUCAAGCUGCUGCGGAUGGGUGUGGCCUUGAUCUGUAUGAGCAUGGAGUUUGGGCGGGCCGUGUGGCUCCGGUUCCACCCGUCGGCCUAUCCCCCGUGCCCUCACCCGAGCUUCGUGGCACACUUGGGUGGCGUGGCCGUGGGCAUCACCCUGGGCGUGGUGGUCCUGAGGAACUAUGAGCAGAGGCUGCAGGACCAGUCGCUGUGGUGGAUCUUUGUGGCCAUGUACACCAUCUUUGUGCUGUUUGCUGUCUUCUGGAAUAUCUUUGCCUACACCCUGCUGGACCUAAAGCUGCCCCCGCCCCCCUGACGGCUGGAGGACCAGAGGUCGGGGAGGGGAGGGAGAAGCGGCAUCAGAAAGGAGCAUCUGGAUUCUGUUUUCUCAUCACCAGCUCAGGGAGGCCGGGAGGAGAGGACGAGAGACGCUGGGCAGACAGUGGAGGCUCUGUUCCAAAAGGCACCUGCUGGGGGAGUUGGAUUGGCUACUGUUGUUUUUCUAGACUCUUCCAAAGACAUCGGGCCAGCAAAGGCCUGAGGGGGCUGAGAGUGGCUGUCCCUUUUGGGUGGGCUGAGAACAGCCUCAUCCUCCACCCUGCGAGACCAUAGAGCAGGGGUGGGGAACCUUCUUACUGCCAACGGCCAUUUGGGUAUUUAUAACAUCAUUCUCGGGCCAUACAAAAUCAUCAACUUAAACAUCAGCCUGCUAGAUUUGGUCAGACAUUUAACUCACCUGUAAUGCCUUGGCAGGGCCAGACCAAAUGUUUUCCCAGGCCUUAUAUGGCCCUCGGGCCGGACAUUCCCCACCCCUGCCAUAGAGUGUAAGGAAGGCCUGAGGGGGCAGUCGUCAGGCAGGCCCUUGUCCAGCCCAGAGAUAAUGGCGGGCCAGGAAGUGUCCCCUCUGGAGCUCUGGGAGUGGGAGAGGGCCUGGUGCCGGACAUGCGGACUAGGCCCGGGGAGCCCCCGGUGCCUUCCUGUGCCUAUCGGUGGGCACUGGGGUGUGGCCUCUAACACCUGCGGGGGGCAGAGGAGGGAGCUUCUGUAACUCCCUGCUCUUGCUACGGGGUACCCAGCAAGAGGAACCCCAGCAAGAGGGAAUUCAUCCCACAUUCCCCCUUGGGGAAGGCCCUGCUUUGGACUUCUCCCGCCCUCUCUCCCCAAAUGCUGGCCUCUCGCGCCAGGGCCCACACCCCGUCCCGUGCCCUGCCUUGUCUUUAGGGCCCUGCCCUGCCCCCCCAUUGCCCUGACCCUCCAUCGUGCCUCUCCUUUGGUUGUGGAGACUGUUCUGAUGGUGAGCACAUGGUUUGGUGGGUGGAGAUGCCCGUGUGAUGGGACAAACAAUGUGAGGCGAGUAGGAGUCCACAGGGGAAGGCUGCGAGGGGCAGUGGGCGCCUGUGGAGGCGUCUGCGUGAGAGGAAGGAAGGGCUGAGAGGUGGGCUACUGUGGUUCCUGAGGACCCUGGCCUUUAGCAAAGCCUGCCUCUUCUUUUCCACUCUCCGUCCCUUCCAGGCGUCUCCCUGGGAAUCGCUGACCGUGGGAGGGCGGCCCCUCAGGAUGCUGAGGUUUCCUCGCCUUUGCCAGCUCCUGCUCUGGUUCCCUCUGGAGUGGCCUUCAUGCUGAAAAGAUUCUGUCCUGUCUCCCUUUGGAGGGGAGGGGUUUUGGGAGUGCAACAGAGGCUGGGCAGGAAUAUGGAGGCCGUGUGACUUUUGAGUUCAGGGGGGGCGGGAGGUUGCUGCAAAAGGAAUUCCAGUUUAGGUGGAGACCUGCUUCUAGAGAAGAAUUGUUGGGGUGUGGAUGCAUGUCAGAGGUGAGGCAGCCGUAGCUCAGGUUCUCAGAUCGAGGAGGGAGCCGGGAGGUGUUCGAGUCCAUCCCCACGCCCAUUUCACAAGGGAAUGGCCUCCUGGCAGGAGCUGGUGCAGGCCCCAGGGAGGG
Messenger RNA from Myotis lucifugus (little brown bat), 2582 nucleotides. RefSeq names its product rhomboid like 3 (gene RHBDL3). Gene Ontology annotation, cellular component: membrane. The record is from RefSeq and is a predicted model, not a curated record. The transcript is spliced from 6 exons. Bases 43 to 963 code for a protein of 306 amino acids. Gene Ontology annotation, molecular function: serine-type endopeptidase activity. Lineage: Eukaryota; Metazoa; Chordata; Mammalia; Chiroptera; Vespertilionidae.